Molecule: messenger RNA, 3315 nt
Organism: Athene cunicularia (burrowing owl)
Lineage: Eukaryota; Metazoa; Chordata; Aves; Strigiformes; Strigidae
Gene: PM20D2
Product: peptidase M20 domain containing 2
Exons: 7
Coding region: 1-990 (329 amino acids)
Molecular function (GO): dipeptidase activity
Source: RefSeq, a predicted model, not a curated record
AUGGCAGACCACUGCCCUCGAACGCAGCCUCUGGGAAGUGGCGCAGAGAGAGCAGGUGAAGACCGGAUUCAGCUCGUCUCUGCCUUUCUGCUGCAGAUCACGGUGCUGGGGACGCCUGCGGAAGAACAAGGAGGAGGCAAAAUAGACCUGAUAAACGCUGGAGCGUUUGAUGGCCUGGAUGUGGUUUUUAUGGCACACCCCUCCCAAGAAAACGCAGCUUACCUGCCCGAUGUGGCCGAGCACGAUGUGACUGUGAAAUACUAUGGAAAAGCUUCUCAUGCUGCUGCUUAUCCUUGGGAAGGAGUUAAUGCAUUAGAUGCUGCUGUUCUUGCAUACAACAAUCUGUCUGUUUUAAGACAGCAAAUGAAACCGACCUGGAGAGUUCAUGGUGUAAUAAAAAAUGGUGGUGUGAAACCUAACAUCAUUCCUUCUUACACUGAACUAGAGUUUUACUUGCGUGCCCCUUCAAUGAAAGAUCUUUCUGUUCUGACAGAAAAGGUUGAGAACUGCUUCAAAUCUGCAGCACUGGCCACAGGAUGCAAAGUGGAAAUAAAAGGUGGUGAAAAUGAUUACUACAAUGUGCUUCCAAAUAAGAGCCUGCAGAAAGUUUACAAGGAGAAUGGAAAGAAGCUUGGAAUAGAAUUUAUAUCAGAAGACUGUAUCUUGAAUGGUUUGUCAGGUUCCACAGACUUUGGAAAUGUUACAUUUGUAGUCCCUGGGCUUCAUCCUUAUUUUUAUAUUGGCUCCGAUGCAUUGAAUCAUACUGAGCAGUACACAGAAGCUGCAGGGUCACAGAAUGCUCAGUUCUAUGCUUUGCGCACAGCAAAAGCUUUGGCAAUGACAGCACUGGAUGUCAUUUUCAAGCCAGGUCUGCUAGACAUAGUCAGGGAAGACUUUAGACAGGUGAAGCUAAAAGAAGAGGGGCAAAUAAAUCCAGUAGAACUUAACAAAGAAUCUGGUGUUGGCACAGGAGCAUGUGCAUCACACUAAACUUCCAUUAAAGCUAUCUCAGUAGGCUUGACUUAAUGGAGAUGCUGUAUUUAAAUCCCAGAAGGGACUGGAUAAACACAUAGCUAAAAAUAUCGAUUUUUUUUUUUUUUUUGACUUUAGAAACAAAUAGUAUCAUUGCUUUCAAAAAUGUGCAAUUUCAUCUAGCUGUAAUGUUUGCUGUAUUCAAUAUGGUGAUGAAUUUCAGAGAGAUCGCAAAUAGCGUCUUUAAGUUGCACUGUUGAAUAAAUGGUAGUGUUUAGAUCCCUUGUCAGUGAUUUUCUGUGUAUUGUUAAAGUAAUAUUCCUUACAGAGGAAAUAUGGCAUUUACAUGGAAAUUUUUGUUCUAAAAUAAGCACUGUUCACUUGGUGAUCAUAGCUCAAAUCUGACCUGUGAAGCAUUUCUCUCUGCCCAGUUGCUUUUUCUUGGGACAAGAACCUGAGCUGGUUUCACUGGACAGAAGGGUGUAUGGAAGCAUGCCUGGUUUUGGCAGUAAUGUCUUCCAACAGUGGAAGAGAACUGUAUGGAAAUGCAACUUGUAAAGGUUGAUUGUCCUGAAAUGCAUUGAUCCUCCUAAUAAAUUUUGGAGAUGUUUUGGAGAAGUCAUUGAUCAAAAAAAUCUAAAAGCAACUAAAUGGUUAUAUGCUUAAAUAAACACGUUUAAACUGCUGCCAGAAAACUCAUGUGCACCUUUUCAGUUCUACUCUAAAGCAAUACGGGUGUCAACACAAAGUGUUGUACUAACUUAAUUGAUUGAAAGGAUGUGUAUAAAUUUAACUAAACCAAUGAAAAUUUUUCACAAAGAUGCAAGUGUGAUACCAUGAAGCAGUAAAUGAAGGUGGAAACAUAAAACUGGUUGUGUGCAAACCCCUGUAGUAAGCCCUGAGAAUCUUGCAUGUGCAGUAACUGGCUGCUUAAACCUGUUUGUUCCCCCUAUCCUAAGCAGCAGAUCUGUUAAGCCUGGCCAGUUGUCCUUUCUAUGUGUUCUGUAGUUAAGUCUGUUAAAGCCUUGUUAUGUUGCAGAUUUUAUCUAGGUGGUAUUCUGUGCGUCCAAACAUGUUAGGAAUUCUUUUAAUUUGCUUGUUAAAGGGUCAUGUGAAUACAUAGAGAAGGAACUAAUCUUUUGUUCAGAUACAAAUUGCUGAGCCAACGGACAGACAAGAGUGAAAGAGCAGCUUACUGGUUAACAUUUUCCUAAGCAUAGAUAUUAUAGUAAACUUCUGAAGUCAGGCAAACUGUAUUCCCAGGAAGUCAGAAUACCCAAAAUAACUUCAGAAACCUGGUUUGUAGUACUAAUCUUUAAAUGGUGAACUCUAGAAUUCUAAUCAGAAUUUAUUUUAUUAACCUCUAUAUUGAAUUCCUAAUUCUGGAAAAAAGAUUCCUUACCCUGGUUUAACUGUGCACUCCCUCUGCCUUUCUGUGUGUUCUUUAACACAGACCUCCAGCUACUAUUUAAGAAUUCUGUUGACUCCCUUGUUAGAAGGAAAAAGGUGUGACUAGGCUGGCUUCUGUUUGUAUGUCAUGUAGACAACAUAAUUUGACAGUUUUUAGUCUUCCUGAUACUUCAGCCUCUGUGCUUGUAGUAAUAGGACACAGACCAUCUGUUAGUAUAUUGAAUGUUCAGUAUCUUUGGAAAAGGAAGUAAUUGUUUAUCUGUUUCUGUAAGAACCAGAGACACAAAGGGGUUUGUUUUGUUUACAAGCCAGUUACCUGAAGUCGAGCAUGACUAUAAGUAUUCCAGGUUAAAGGAUGGUCCUUCGGAUGGUCCUUCAUUGCACUAGUAUCCUUGCUUUCGUUAGCAGACAGUUUUGAGAAAUUAAUGCAUGAAACAGAUGAGGGUUGGACUCUGAGCUAUAGGUAUGUCCAGGGUAGUAAGUUGGAUACUAGAUCCAACUGAAAUUUGGUCCAAGGUUUUGUUAAAGGAACUUUCUCCUUAACUUUUAAUGUAAACCCUACCUUGCCAGUUCUCAGUUAAAAGUCAUUAAGUUCUACAGGGUUAACAAGCUAGUUUAUGAGUUUCCUUAGCAUAUGUGGCUCAUUAUUUCCUCCUGCACUGCUUAACUUUUUGCUUUACUGUUUUUAAGAUGGAGUGUUGAGAUUUCAGGGAUAGCAGUAUAUGCUGCAUUGUGCUUCCUACAAGCUGAUGUGCAUUACAGCCUUAGUUCUUCGUCUGGACUAGCUGUAUUAUGUCCAAGAUCCUUUAAUGAAACAUUUCUGUACUAAAAGCAUGUCUUAAUUUUGUUGUAAUCAUUGCUGGAAUUAAAAUGAAACUGAAGUACUGAUUAAAGAUGAAUUGGUAUCAAUAAAGCAGUUUAAUUAUGUCUGAA